AUGUCUUGGAAAACGACGUUGCAGACAUCGGCUACAAUCGUGUCCCUUGUCAUCAUUGUCAAUGAGAUACGGAAAGCAUACCAACAGCUCACCAUCACCAGCUCUAACCUCACAUCCCUCCCACCAAAAUCUAGAGGAAUCGAAUCAAGGAUUGGGAAUACCGCUCUAAUUGAGAUUAAAUCCUUGUCAGCAAAGACGGGAUGCAAAAUAUACGCCAAAUUGGAAUUGAGUAAUCCAGCUGGAAGCUCAAAAGAUAGAGUUGCAUUGGCAAUCAUCCGAGCCGCUGAGUCACAGAAUCGAUUGGUUCCUCAUCAACAAAAUGUAAUCUUUGAAGGGACUUCAGGAUCGACUGGUAUCAGUUUUGCUGUAUUGGCUAAUGCAUUGGGAUAUACUGCGCAUAUAUGUCUUCCAGAUGAUACCUCACCAGAAAAGUUACAACUACUCGAGGCAUUAGGAGCUGAAGUUGAAAAGGUUAAGCCUGCAAGUAUCGUUGAUCCGAACCAAUAUGUAAAUGCAGCCAAAAGGGGUGCUGACGGCGUUAAUAACGACCCAACAAAUGAUCGAAAAGCAAUCUUUGCCAAUCAGUUUGAAAAUGAUUUCAACUGGAGAAUACAUUAUACCACUACUGGGCCCGAAUUGAUUAAACAAUUGGAUCGCAUAGAUGUUUUUAUAAAUGGAAGUGGAACCGGGGGUACCAUUGCUGGAGUCGGUAAAUGUUUGAAAGAACACAAUCCUGAUACAAAAAUUAUACUAGCUGAUCCACAAGGUAGUGGACUUGCUAAUCGAAUUAAUUUUGGAGUGUUGUACGACACAGUGGAGAAAGAAGGUACCAGGAGAAGACAUCAAGUUGACACGUUGGUUGAAGGUAUUGGUCUCAAUCGGCUCACCUGGAAUUUUAAACAAGGAGAACCCUAUAUCGACGAAGCAGUUAGAGUUACCGAUGAACAAGCAUUGAAGAUGGCAAAAUAUCUUUGUAUUAAUGAUGGAUUAUUUUGGGGCAGCUCUGCAGCAAUUAAUUGCGUUGCUGCUGUCAAGACGGCACUAAAGUAUGGUCCCGGACAGAAUAUUGUUGUCAUAGCUUGCGAUUCUGGCGAUCGUCAUUUGUCAAAAUUUUGGAAGCACGCAGUGCAGAUACCGAAGGAUGUCUCGUUAGAGGAUGUUUUAUCCGAGGGGGAGCAGUGA
Lodderomyces parapsilosis is the source of this 1182-nucleotide messenger RNA. RefSeq names its product putative cysteine synthase. NCBI's taxonomy places the organism in Eukaryota, Fungi, Ascomycota, Pichiomycetes, Serinales, Debaryomycetaceae. Gene Ontology annotation, cellular component: cytoplasm. Gene Ontology annotation, molecular function: cysteine synthase activity. The record is from RefSeq and is a predicted model, not a curated record. The transcript has a single exon. The coding region runs from base 1 to 1182 and encodes 393 amino acids.